UUUUUUUUUUUUUCUUCGGUUUUUUCUUCUUUCUUUUUUUUUUUUCUGCUCAAAAACUCUCGCUUUUACAUGACUGCUUUCCUGCAAUCCAAGCUACACGGCAUCGGCGAGUUUCUGACGCCGGUGCUCAAGGCGUCCAAGUUCAAAGAGACUGGCGUCAUCACCCCCGAAGAGUUCAUUGCUGCGGGUGACUUUCUCGUCUUCAAGUGCCCAACGUGGUCAUGGGAAAGCGGAGAAGAGUCGAAACGCAGAAACUUUCUGCCUCCGGACAAGCAGUUUCUCGUAACUCGCAAUGUGCCCUGUUUCAAGCGAGUCAAGAGCAUGGAAUACUCUGAAAACGACGAGCGUGUCGUUGAGGGUGACGAUUGGGUCGAGACUCACAUUGGCCACGAAUCCUUGCAAAAGACCGACCUGCAAGAAAUCCCUGGCGACAGCAGCGCAAUCACCGCCAAGAGCCACGCAUCCGCGGCCAAGGACGACGACGAUGACGACGUCCCCGACAUUGAAGACGCCGAUGGUGAUGACGAUGACAUUCCCGAUAUCGACGAGUUUGAAGAAGAUAAUUUGGAAGCCUGCGAUCCGAGCGCCCUUGCUGCUCCAUCCGCGGCCGCUGGAGAUGCGGACGACAAUAUUUUGCGGACACGCACAUACGACUUGUACAUUACUUACGACAAGUACUACCAGACACCUCGUCUUUGGCUGUUCGGGCACGACGAGAGCCGAAAGCCUCUGUCUGUGACCAAGAUGUAUGAGGAUUUCAGCCAAGAUCACGCCAAGAAGACUGUGACGAUGGAGGCGCACCCCAAUCUCUCAAUCACCAUGGCAUCCAUCCAUCCAUGCCGACAUUCGAACGUCAUGAAGAAGAUCAUUAGCAACGUCGAAGUGGCUGGCAAAGAGCUGGGCGUUCAUCUUUACCUUAUGAUUUUCCUCAAGUUUGUGCAAUCCGUGAUUCCAACGAUCGAAUACGAUUACACGCGCGAGUUUUCGUUCUAGCGAUGCGAUGCUCUCUGUUUGCUGUUUUUGGUAGUCUUGGGUAUUUUGUUUUGUUUUUGUGUGUGUGUUGUUUUUCAGUUCGCACCCAUUUUUUCUGGAUUUUGGCUUCAAAAAGAAUGGUUUGCGUGUUUGUUGUUGCUUUGUCGUCCUGUGUGUUUGAUGCGUGGCAUUUCAUUGCUGUGCUUGUUGUUUUCUUUCUGUUGUGGUGUAUGAUUGUGGGUUUUCCCGCUCUCCCUUGUCUCUUAAUGAAGACGUUGAUUCAUUCCAAAA
Messenger RNA from Capsaspora owczarzaki ATCC 30864, 1263 nucleotides. Its product is annotated as autophagy protein ATG3. Gene Ontology annotation, cellular component: cytosol; cytoplasmic ubiquitin ligase complex. The transcript is spliced from 8 exons. Bases 70 to 993 code for a protein of 307 amino acids. The record is from RefSeq and is a predicted model, not a curated record. NCBI's taxonomy places the organism in Eukaryota, Filasterea, Ministeriida, Capsasporidae. Gene Ontology annotation, biological process: nucleophagy; autophagosome assembly; autophagy of mitochondrion. Gene Ontology annotation, molecular function: Atg8-family ligase activity.